AUGGACGAUUCGGGAGACGGUCUAUCCUCGACUGGCAGCAGGACGACCGCGCAGAGCUUCAAAGUAGUCCUGUUGGGCGAAGGGUGCGUGGGCAAAACGUCACUGGUGCUACGUUACACCGAAGACAAGUUCAAUGACAGACACGUCAGCACGCUACAGGCGUCAUUUGUCAAGAAAAAGCUCAAUCUCAAUGGACGGAGAAUAAACUUGUCGAUAUGGGAUACGGCCGGACAAGAGAGGUUUCAUGCUUUGGGGCCGAUUUACUACCGAAUGUCCAAUGGUGCAAUACUGGUUUACGACAUCACCGAUGAAGAUUCUUUCCAAAAAGUGAAAAAUUGGAUUAAAGAACUAAAAAAGAUGUUAGGAAGUGAAAUUUGCCUUGUUAUUGCAGGAAACAAAAUUGAUUUAGAAAAAGAUCGUACAGUUUCAGUAGAAGAUGCAGAAAACUAUGCCAGUUCAGUUGGUGCUGUACAUUUUCAUACAUCAGCCAAAAUGAAUUCAGGCAUUGAAGAAAUAUUCUUGAGUCUGUGUCGUAUGAUGAUAGAAAAGGCUGAUAAACAAAUUGCUGAUAAUUUAGUUACAUUAAAUCGGUCAGGAAGCACAAGAAGAAGAACAAUAAUAAUUGACGAUGAGGACGAUGUGCCAUCCAAAGAAUCAUCUCGUUGGUGUUGUAAUAGUUAA
This is a messenger RNA of Macrosiphum euphorbiae (potato aphid), 681 nucleotides long. The record is from the annotation of a GenBank genome assembly. Lineage: Eukaryota; Metazoa; Arthropoda; Insecta; Hemiptera; Aphididae.